GGCCCACAUUUUCCGAUGUCUUCUUUUUAUUCACCAGAGCGGGUUAUAAACUUCGCUCCCGGCCUUCUCGGUUUGGCUCCCAAAGCCUUCGGAUUUGUGCAAAUGCACGGCAAGACGCCGGCGAGCGCCGCCAUGAGCCGGAGUAAUCACCAGAACCCGCAGGCGAAGGUGAAGACUCCGCCGCGCGCCAUCUUCUCCUGCGGAAUCUUCCGCAACUGCACUCAGUCAGUCCUCAGCCCCACCGCCCAUCCGGCUUCUGCUUCUUCUACCUUUGUCCCCUCCGCCUCCCCGCCACCUCCCGCCGAGUCGUCUCCGCCUCCAUCUGCCUCUCCGCUUCCGCCUGCUCACAAGCCAUCUUUGGCUGCUGACGCGCCUCGGCCCACUGAACCCGAACGCCCUCCCGCUUCCUCGUCCUCGUCUUCGUCCUCCUCGUCCACUUCCCAGAGCUUCACCCAGUGGAGGUUCCCCCUGCAGCACCACCACCAACAGCAACUAGCAACUGAGUCGGAGCGCCGCCCGUCGACACUAGACCCCGUGGUCCCCGCCUCCUUCAACCUCGCCGAAGCGUUCCACGUCUCGGAGCUCCAGUUCGCCUCCGGCGACCGCCUCCCUGCUCUGCGCUUGUUGGAAAAGUCCCUGGCAACGGACUCCUCCCCAACGCCGAUUCCCUGCCCUCUAGCAGUGAUGUCCGGCGUGGUAGCCUCACUGCGCGACCAGACCUCGGCGCGGCCGGCAUCCAAGGUUCUCCUCGCGUUGCUUCUAUCGGAGCACAACCGGCGAACCGCGGUGGACACCGGAGCGGCGUCCGCAGCAAUGGAGGCCGUAGCGGCGUCGGGGCCAGGCGGUGCGACCGCGGAGCGGGCGCUGGCAGCGUUGGAGCUCCUCUGCACGGUCCCGGACGGCGCCGCGGAGGUGCGGAGCCACCCCGCGACAGCGCCGGCGCUAGCGGGAGCGGUAGAAAAGAUGACAGGGAGGGGUCGGGAGUACGCCAUCGGGGUGAUGGCGGCGAUAUACGGCGGUGCGGAGGCCGGAUCAGCACCGGCGGAGGCGGGAAGAGCGGUUGUGGCGGCGAUGCAGGGGGAUUGCAGCGCCCGGGCGCGGCGGAAGGGGGCCCAGCUGCUGCGCGCCCUUCAUGAGAGCGGACGUCUUGAUCUCCCGACCGACACAGCCAUCGGACGGCCGUGAGCGACGCUUGGUCCUACACAUGGAUUGGCGGGUGCAACGGUGGGUGCGACGGAGAAGACGAAGUGGGUAGUGUCAGAUGCGGGUACGCGAGUGAGAGGGAUAUGACGAGUGGAAGGGAUCGUGUCAGUGACAGUGGCUAAAGAGGAGAUGGAAAGUUGUCAGAGAGUGAGCUUUAUUUAUUUAUAUAUAUAUAUUUAUAUAUUUAUUGGUCUGCAAUCUUUUGUUUUGGAAAUUACUGUGGUUACUACUUAACAUUAACAA
This is a messenger RNA of Zingiber officinale, 1446 nucleotides long. RefSeq names its product endochitinase A-like. NCBI's taxonomy places the organism in Eukaryota, Viridiplantae, Streptophyta, Magnoliopsida, Zingiberales, Zingiberaceae. The transcript has a single exon. The record is from RefSeq and is a predicted model, not a curated record. Bases 16 to 1185 code for a protein of 389 amino acids.